UUAUAUAAAAAAGAAGAAGAAGAAGGUUAGGGCUCUCUCUCUCUCUUGCUCUCAGAUCCCAUCGUAAAAGAAUAAGCUUUUUGGUUCUUAAGCUUUUUGGUUCUUCCUCGUCUCCCUCUGGCUUCGUCUUUUGAGUCUUUCGAUUUUGAAGGUACGGAUAGGUUAGUAUGAAAACGUUUUCUAGAGAUUUGAUAAGUAGUUUGCCAGAUGAGCUUCUUGGCAAAAUCCUGUCUUUGGUUCCGACAAAAGAGGCUGCUUCUACAUCGAUCCUGUCCAAGAGGUGGAAGAAUCUGCUGUGUCUUGUAGACAGCCUUUGUUUUGAUGAUUCGAUGUUUAUGUAUCCCACCAAGGAAGGAGUCGCAUCAUGUGGUGCAGCACAUCGCUUCUUAGAUUUCGUGGACAAGACUUCUGCUCUGUUAAACAAUUCUCCUAUCAUCAAAAAAUUAUCUCUGUCUCGCGGACAUGUAUAUGGCAGUCGCUGUCACGCAGCAGCGUGUACGCAUGAUCAUGUGAAACUUUGUUUGGACCGUUGCAUUUGGACUGCUAUGGAGCGGGGUUUAUUGGAACUACACUUGCACGCUGACACUUGUUGUGGUAUUCAUAUAAUGCAAGAGUUGUUUACGUGCAAGACAUUGGUUACGCUCACACUAUCCGGUAACCAUCUUAUUCACGUCCUUGAGCGUGUUUUUCUUCCAGCGCUCAAAUCACUUUCUAUGUUAUCAUUUUCAGCCAUUGAUCAUCCGGACUAUUGUCGGCUCAUAGAUGGCUGCCCUGUGCUGGAAGACUUGUUCAUAAGUGAUGCUGAUCCUUUGAAACCGUCAUAUUGUGGUGAGCACGUGGAAAGCGAAACUAUCAAGCGGCUUGUGGUUUUUGUCAAUCUUCCAAAAGGUUAUCACCCCGAAGGAACUUAUUUGAGAGCACCCAAUCUUGUGCAACUGGACUAUUCUUGUUAUGUAUCCGAGAAUCAUUGGUUUGAUGAUUUGGAUUCGCUUGUCCAAGUCUGGCUGGAUCUCAGGUUAUGGGAGUCAACUUAUGAUUAUGAUUACGAUGAUGAGGAUGAUGAUGAGGCUGCUGCUGCUGCUGAUGAUGAUGAUGAUUCCUUUAAUGAUAAACAUAAGGUAGCUAUAAUUGGUGAUGUUUCACACCUAGUUGCGGGUAUACGCAAUAUUACAACCCUUCACUUGUCUCCUGAUUCUCUUGAGGCUUUUCAUUUCUGCUGUGAAUCCAUGCCAAUGUUCAACAACCUCCUUAAUUUAUCGAUCGAGAGUGACAAGGAAAAAGGUUGGCAAGUAAUGCCACUUCUGCUCAAUAGUUGUCCAAAUCUACACACUUUAGUCAUCAAGGGUCUUGUGCACAGAAUAACAAAUAGAUGCGGAGAUGCAUGUGCUUGCAUCCCUAAGAAGCAGAGGAAGAUUUUGGAGGAGGAGAAGACAAUAAGUUGUUUAUGGACAUGUCAAGUGAAGGUGCUAGAGAUUUUAGAGUAUGGAGGUUCUUUUGAAGAGCUGAACCAGAUGAUGCAUUUCUUAGGUAAGUUGGAAUGUCUUGAAACUGUUAAAGUUGGUGUUAACUCGGACAAAGACGACCAGAUUGAGUUCUUGCGAGCUAAUCUACUGACUCUCCCCAAAGCUUCAUCAAAGUGUGACAUCCAAUUCAGCUGAGAGCUUUUUCUUUCUCGGCUAUAUAUGCCAAUAUUUAGAUGCAACUUAAAUCGUGUAUGGUUAUUAUCAUUUAAAUAUCAUUGAAGUUGGUUACAA
Brassica napus (rape) is the source of this 1754-nucleotide messenger RNA. Its product is annotated as F-box/LRR-repeat protein At1g48400-like. Lineage: Eukaryota; Viridiplantae; Streptophyta; Magnoliopsida; Brassicales; Brassicaceae. The record is from RefSeq and is a predicted model, not a curated record. The transcript is spliced from 3 exons. The coding region runs from base 168 to 1658 and encodes 496 amino acids. Gene Ontology annotation, molecular function: protein binding.